Messenger RNA from Centruroides sculpturatus (bark scorpion), 1146 nucleotides. RefSeq lists its product as uncharacterized. The record is from RefSeq and is a predicted model, not a curated record. NCBI's taxonomy places the organism in Eukaryota, Metazoa, Arthropoda, Arachnida, Scorpiones, Buthidae. The transcript has a single exon. Gene Ontology annotation, molecular function: catalytic activity. The coding region runs from base 1 to 1146 and encodes 381 amino acids.
AUGGCCUGUAAACCCAAAAGACACAAUACGCAAGAAAAUACUACAACGCAGCAGAAUCAGAAUAAAGAUACUAUAAACAUCCUCCAGAUAAACACACAAAAGAGCAAAGCGGCAUGCUCACAUCUCGUCCAAGCGGCUAACGAAAAAAAUAUAGAUAUAAUUGGGAUACAAGAACCAUACUAUAUUAAAAACAAAAUUGUAAGAUUCGGCAGAUGGAGGGUGAUUUCCGGCAACACGAACAACAGACCAAAAAGCGGCUUCAUAAUAUGUAAUCCCGACCUCGACAUAGCGAAAAUACCCCAACUAAGCAACGAAAACAUAACGACCGUUAUUUUACAAGCACACGAGCCAAUCAUCCUUAUAAGUGUGUACUUCUCACCAGAGGAAAAUGACGACGAUUGCAUCAGAGAACUUUCUGACGUAUUAAGAAAGAUCAGCGACAGAAACAUUAUUAUUACUGGGGACCUAAACGGGAAAUCUCCCGUUUGGUUCCACGAGAAAGAGGACAAAAGAGGCAGGCUUAUAACAGACUUAAUGGAGGAAUUUAGCUUGAUCUCAACAAAUAUGUCUACCCACCCAACCUUCUUUACACCGUUCGCCAAAGGAUGGACAGACAUCUGUCUGGUCUCCGAUAAAAUGGCACACAAGAUUGACAAUUGCGAGACUCUACUCAGCCCUACCGCUAGCGACCAUCGCUACAUCCUAACUCAAAUCCAACAAGAAACACCAAUCAGAAACUCUAAACCUAAUUCCUUUCAAAUAAAGCAGACAAACUGGACAAUCUUCAGACACGAGUUUGCCAAAAACUGGCAGAAUUACGACUUCCCGGCGACCAACACGCAGGAGGAAAUAGAGAAUUAUGCGAAACACUUCAUCAAUGCUCUAACACUUGCAGGUGAAAAGGCACUAAAAUAUAAGACCGUGCCGCAGAGAAAGACGCAUUGGUGGAACGAAUCGCUUAACGACAUGAAACGAGAGGUAAACAGAGCGAGAAAAAAAUACGAAAGAAAUAAAAACACGAGGGAAGAGAACAAAUAUAAAAACAACUAUAAAAGGAAGCUUACAGAGUAUAAAAAAUCAAUAAAUAAAACUCGUACAGAAUCCUGGAAGAAAUUCUGCACGGAUUCUAAUAAAAAAGGACCGUGA